CUGCGCUCCGCCGUCGGCUCGGGCUGAAAAGUUUCUCCAUGGUUCUUUGUGUCUCCCGAGCUGCCCCGGUCUCCCUGGGAGGAGGUGGCCAAGCAUCUAGAGGGCAGUUGGCUCUCUCAAGCUUCAGCCCCAGCCCUAGGGGCUAGCCCUGAACUCCACCCACCAGUUCGCCAUGAUCGCCACCGGUGGCCUACUGAGGAUAUCCGCCAGAAAGCAGGAUCCCCUUCGGCCCCCCAGCCAGGUUCCUAAGCGCAAGAGGAAAGCCAAAAAGAGGCGUAAGAACGACGUGGUGGUGGUGAAAGGCAAAUUAAAGCUGUGCUCCAUCUCGGGGCUUAUUGCCCUUUGCGGGAUUUUAGUGCUGUUGGUGGGUAUAGCCAUGGCCGUGGUGGGUUACUGGCCAAAGGCCAACGCAGCCAACAGAGGAGGCGGCAAGCAGCUACCGCCUGUGGAGGGUAGCCAUCGCUUUGGGACCACUGGCAACAACAGCAGUGGCAGCAAAAACCCAACCAAGAGCCACUCUGGGACCCCAGGGGGUGUCAACUCUAGUUCUGUGGGCGGGCCCAGGAGUUCGCCUCCUACUAGAUCUGCAGCCACAUCCUCUUCCUCCUCCUCCUCAUCAGUGGGCUUCUUCUUCCGAAUCGUCUCAGGCUACUUGCACUCAGACAAGCUCAAGGUCUUUGGGCCCCUCAUCAUGGGUAUCGGCAUCUUCCUCUUCAUUUGCGCCAACGCGGUGCUCCAUGAGAACAGGGACAAGAAGACCAAGAUCAUCAAUCUGCGGGACCUCUACUCGACCGUCAUCGACGUACACAGCCUCCGCGCCAAAGAUCUGGCGGCGGCAGCAGCUGCAGCCGCUGCAGCCGCAGCUUCCUCCUCCUCCACCGCCCCCUGCUCUGCUCCCCCUAGGGCAGCGCCGCUCAAUGGCUUUCUCAGCUACGUGCAAUCUCGGGGUCUGGAGCUGAAACCUGGUAGCUGCACGGGCUCUGCAGAUGCCUUCGGGGCCACUGCAAUGCUGACCAGAGGCUCAUGGCCCCACCCCGCCGGGCUGAGCGGAGGCGGCGGUGUGACUCGAGAUGCAGGCUCCCCGCCGGACCUGGUUUCAUCUCCGCGCUGUCCCCGGGAGCCCCCGAGCCUGGCCGAGGCAGUGUACAGUAUCUACCGUGAGCGCUCCAGCGGGGCUGGCCAUCGCCGGACCACAGUUGCCGCGAUAGCUUCGGCCACUGCCACUGUCACCGCGGCCGCCAGUGGCAGCAGUAGUCCGGCGCCCUGCAGCCCUACCGGGAGUUGGGGUCGCCAGAGCACCACCAGUUCCCUCGUGGGCUCCUCACUGAGCGCCUUUGCACUGAUGCCUUUGCAAGGGGACCGGGACAGAGAUGGGGACUCGGAGGGAGCAAGCUGCAGCUGGCACAGGCCGCCCGGGGAACGGGGAUCCCGGGAUCUCCCGAGGGAAGAACUGGACCUGAGCCUCACUGACCUCCGGGGAGCCGAAGGCGGGGCGCGCUGGGCGUCCGGUGAGCCUGAGGAGCCCGAGGGCUUGGCGACAGCAUGCACCGCCAGGGGGCAGGGCGGCCGCCUGCCCAGGACCGGUAGGUACGCGGCCUGGCGGCGCCGCAGCACCAGCGGGCUCCUGGACUACCGGGCUCAGCCGUCGCCGGAGCCCCCUCCCUCCCCGCACGCAGCGGACCUGGACUCCAGCCCUCGGGAUAGAGCCGCCACGCCCUCGCUCCCUCUGUGCCCCGAGGACACGCCCCUCGUCCGUCGGGACUCCCAGGGAUCUCAGUCGGAUGAGCAGUCCUGCAGCAAUAAGGGCUACACCCCCCUAAGGGAAGCCGACACCUCUGUGGAGUCGGUCGUGGACGUGGUGGCCCGGAAAAGGCUAGACUGUGCGGAUGCCACGGAUCCCGGUGCCGAGCCUAGCUCCCCGGAGCGUUCCAGUCCAGAGACAAGUAGGGCGGAGCAACCUCGGUUUGUGCAGAGGCAGUUUACAAACAAGGAGAAACUCUUUCUGAUUUCCAGGUCUCACACCCCAGGAGUAGAGGACCCGGAACUGGAAAACUCUUCUUCCACCUAGGGAGAGGGGGGCAGGGAAAGGAGAGUCCCACUGGAACCCCUACAUUAACCCCAAUCCAUUUCCUUGUGGACAGGUCCGAGGAAACCAUUCAAUAUCCAAAGAGCUGCAGGAUGUUAUCCUUGAAUUGCGUUCACAAGAUUCGUGUAGACAACAACUAAAAAAAAAAAAAAGUCGUCUUUUUAUGUCCGAUGGUGAUUGUAUGUUCCAUGAAAACCAGAUGUAUUAUAAGGUCACAAUUUAGUUCAUUAGAUAAAAUCUCUUUAAUUUUCCUAGGCUCAAAAUAAUAUAUUUUUGACAAUAACUCUGCACUUUACUCCAAUUUUUCUUUGGCCCUUCCCCCGACUUUCCCCGCCCCUCUAUUCUGCUGCUGACCUUGUCCAUAGCUGCUUGUGAAUAAAUGACAAGCUUUUUGAUUUCCCUCUUCUUGAAGAGCCUAGAAGAAUCGGUUCUCUUAGAACUGAUCUCUCUAGGUGAUGUCAAAGCCUAAAGCAUGAACUUGGAGAGAGGGUUCCCUUGCCUUACCUUGCUCCUGGCUACAGCUGUCCAAAGGACUCUAUUUUUCAAAAGGAUCUUUGCAUUUUGCUACCAGGGUAUGUGGCAGGCGCCAGCAACUAGACUGGACUGUUAAUUCCUUAACUCACAAUACCACUUCCACCAUGUGUUACUGAGUAUUAUUACACCUGUAUGGAAGGUAACAUUAGUAUUUAAAGUCUUUUUUUUUUUAAUAAAAAGUUUCCAAACAGUUAAACAUAACCUUGCCUCGUUUUACCUGGGAACUCAUGACUCCAGAGCACAGUCAACAGUGAACAAUGUCUCUCGUAAAUCCAAAGUAUUCGUCUGUUGAGGUGACUGUAGUCACCUUUUCCCCAAAUGUCAGAGGUGUGAGUGCAGGGAUCCAUUUCCAGUGUGUGAGUGGAAGACAGAGAAGUAUGUGGCCCUUGGGAGUUUAUCUUUUAAGUAGAAUGGAACCUCGAGUAAGUACUAUUUCCCUACAAUACUUGUAGUUAAUCUCCAGGUUCAUUUACAGGGGUGCCAGGUUUAGUACCCCCUCCCCAUCCACUCCUGUUUUUCUAUUUGAUCUGAGGUUCAGGCUCGUGGUCUUGCAUCUAUGGCUCGCAUAAGGCACAGCAGUGUUAUUGUAUUUCAGGAUUAGUUUACAUUGUCAAUUGUCAAGACCAGAAAACAAAAAAUUUACAGUUCCCUUCUGUCUUCCUCUGAGGGCGAUCUGAGACUGACUGUAGAAGACAGGAACACUGCUUUUCAAGAAAAGUGUCACUAGCUUGUGUUGCUCCUCACGAGUGACCAGUCAUGCUGCAGUAGGUGCGCGGUUUCACGAUAGAAGGAGCUCAUGGCAUUUGCUAGCUAGGAAGCUCCUAGUGCUGGAGAAAUAGGCCUCCACCAUCAGCUCUGUAGGAAAGAGUUAAAAGACCCAGCUCUAAGGGGAACAACUGCAGAGUAGGCAGAAGAGCAGCAGGCAGAGGGCAGCAGAGUUCCAGAAGACAGACUUAAUUUAACACAGGGGCUACUGUCUUAUUAUGACCAUUGUGAUGUACCUUCUGCCGGCUGCAGCAGUAGAUCAGGCAUCGCCCCAGGCUGCUGCAAUCUGGGGUAGGUAUUCAUCAUCUGCAGAACCACAGGCAAAUCUCUUAAUCCCCCUAGGCCUCUGGUGAAUGAUGUAAUCUCUGUGAUCCCCUUCAGCCCUAAAAGCUUAACUUAAAUUCAGAGUAUUGGAUUUAUCCUGGAUACAAUCUUCUAUUUGUACAUACAGCGUAGCAGAGAGUGAUAUAUUCCGUAAACUUCCACUGGUGUGACUUUCUGUAAUAAAGUUUAAGUGGCACCAGUCUUCCCUCGGACUGUACGCAUUCAGCUAAUGGCUCACUUGGAAUCUCUAGGUUAAUUUAUUGAACUUUUCUAUACAGCAAAAGUGAGUUUCUAAGGAAUAAGGGACAAACAAAAGCAAUAAAAGCCCCUGGUAACAUUGUGUUUCCAUUUUGCCUUUAGAGAGUGUGUCAUUGAAAAGUUAAGUCGGGCCCUGUUUCCAGACCUCAGGAAAUGCAACAUGAUGAUAUUUAACGAACUGUGAAGUUACUCUCCCAUAGCCUAACUAAAGAGGGAUGAAUAGAAACAAGUUUUUCCCCUGCCAAACCAGAAAAUUCAACCUAAACGACUGACUGGAGGUAUUGGUCUUUGUGGCUUAUUGGUAUUGAUCAGAAUAAAUAAACACUUUAGUCU
Molecule: messenger RNA, 4300 nt
Organism: Microtus ochrogaster (prairie vole)
Lineage: Eukaryota; Metazoa; Chordata; Mammalia; Rodentia; Cricetidae
Gene: Tmem200c
Product: transmembrane protein 200C
Source: RefSeq, a predicted model, not a curated record